GAGGGUAUUGAGAGCCAGAGGCAGAGAGAAAGAGAAGAGGAGGAGGUGGAAAAGAGAAUGCAAGACAGUGGAGAACAUUGAGAAACACUGGAGGACUGUAACUGUGGAAAUAAGGCAAGAAACUACAAGACAACUUGGGGGAUUCAAGGGAAGUAAAGUGGUGAAUGAGAUACAGAGAGAGUCUCUUGUCCCAGACACUGACGAAUUCUUCACACACCACUGCUUGUAUUCAUAAAACAAACGCAGGAAAGACGGAGAGGAAGCUGGCUGAGAAAGACAUUUGUAUGCUGCUCUGCAUAGUGCAGCAACAGACCAGUCCAACCAGGUAUGCAUGUCCCCCGAGAAGAAAGGAGAAGGAGGUUAAUCGCAUACGCCGACCCCCAGGAAGAGCAGCAAGGUAGAUAUCCUCAACAACAUCACCACAAUCACCACAGAUGUCAGCAGAAGGAGUCCUGAGGCAGAACCACAGCUCCACCAGAUCCUUGAGUGGAACAGGGGGCAGAGGGCUCCUGCAACAGUGGGUCCCGACAGAUGUGGCGGUCCCUGCACAGGGCCCUGGGGUCUCCCCGCGGGGGCUCCGUCCUCAGGUGGCUGGGGAUGAAGGUGUGCCGUAGGAGUGCUUUGCUUGUAGUUCUGCUCUGGCUGGCCUUUUGGCUCUUCCUCAACGGUCUGGUGUUCGUUCACAGGAACAUGUUCUCUGACUUCUGCACCGACGACAAGAGCAAACAGAUUCUGCAGAGGGUGUGUGACGAGUAUCAGCAGGGAGUACUGACCGGUGACCUCUGCGAAGACCUCUGUGUGGCCGGUCAAGUGGAAUACAAACGCUGCCUCUAUUAUGAGAAUGGCAAGAAGGUCAUGGCCGCCAGUUGGCGUGGAGUGCCUGUUGUUCUCAAGUCUAAGCUGGAGAAUUUCUCUUCCUAUGAGGCUUUAGCUCUGCUAGAGUACCAGGAUGCAGCUGGUGGGAUGGGGAGCGAGGAAGAGCUCUCACCUCUGGAUGUCGUAUUCUAUGCCACCCUGGAGAUCAAGAACUCUCUUGGCUUGGAGACAGGAACUAAUUUGACUUUGCCACGACUUUGGGGCCAGAGGCUGAAGGAGAAAGAGAGGACUUACUCGCGAGCGGAACUGGCCUCACUCUGGGCUCUGCUUCAACAAGAGGAGUACACGUUCCUCAAAGUGCUACAGGAUUUAACCCACCAUGUGGCCAAGAUCCUGGGCUCUUGUGGUCACUUUUAUGCCGUGGAGUACUUGGUGGCUGGACAUGCAUGGGACCAAAACAUCUUCUCAUUGGAGGAGCUGUCGCUCAGCCCGUCACCGAGGCCCUGGAGUGGGGAGGAAAGGACGUUAACCGCAAGAGAUAUGGUACCCAGAGUGGCCCUGAGCUUUCUAGAGAUGGUGGAGCAUUUUGACAAUGACUUUUCGCACCGCUUGCACCUUUGUGAUAUCAAGCCAGAGAACUUUGCUAUCAGGAAGGACCUGACGGUGGUGGCAAUAGAUGUGGACAUGGCUUUUUUUGAGCCCAAAAUGAGAGACAUACUUGAGCAAAACUGCACCAUUGACAAUGACUGCAACUUCUUCGACUGCAUUUCCAAGUGUGACAGAAGUAAAAAGAGAUGUGGACCAAAACGCAAAAACAGCAACCUUCAGGUGAUCUGUGAAAAGAUCUUCAGGCCUUGGUUUUCUCCCACGCUGCUCGGCGCUAAAGCAGGGCUCCCCCUACAGGUGGAGCUGCAGCGAGCCGUGCAGGAAUGUGCAGAGACAGACAGCAGGGAAGAAGAUGAGCGCAGGCGGGUGGUACGACAGCAGCUACAGGCUCUCCUCACGGAGCUUAUUCAGGAGGACACAGGAAACCAGGGUGAAGGCCAGGAACACAAUAUGAGACGAGUCCAUACGGCACUUAACUUCUAAACCAACUUGGGACCUUCAAAAGAGCUAUAAUAGAACAAAUUUAGUCAUGUGCAAUGCUGGAGAACUUUUCUGAUGACUAUUUCUAGUCGCGACUAACACCCUUUGAAACAUAAUUAUAGCAAGUUACUAUUAAUCUUUAAAAGAGGUCUUUUUAAAAGGGUUAGUUCACCCAAAAAGGGACAUUUUGUCAUCAUUUCCUCCCCUUCAUCUCAUUCAGAAUGAUCACAAUGUGAAUUUUAGACCAGAAGGUCGUAAGUUUUGCUGCUGAAAUUGGUCUGCUUAUGAAAUUCUAACCACUGCACCCAGUGGCUAAAACCAGAAGUGCUGUUGAGAUAAAAUUUCCACAGAGUGGCGCCAAAGGCAAGUUAUAUUUUUAGUUGUAAAUGAUGAAAUACAGUCAACAGGAAUGCAUGUCAUAUGAACUCUACCACCUAACCCAAACCCAAAACCUAACUGUCAAUGGAGUAAAAAUUUAAUUUUAAAAUGAAAAUGCAACCUCCAAAUCGUGCUCAGCAUUGUUGAAGUGAACACGAUCCCUUCCUGGUUUCCUUGGUACCAGAACUGUGUCUCGAAGAUUACUCUCAUAACGUGCUAUCAAAAUGGCAAAGGGAAAGGUAAACACAUUUGAACUGAUUCAAAAAUGUUUGAAGGUGGAUGACGCUUAAAUGGGGUCGAUUUCAGAGGAUAUGAACAUUCGGAAGCAGCAUGUGAUUUCCUGUGUGAUCAUGUUGUAUUGUUUCAACCCUGUAUGACUCUGUUCAGUAUUUUUCUUUUUGGGUGAACUAACCCUUUAACACUGGCUAUAUUGUUCAGAACACUUAAGUUAAGGGUGUAGAUAUGCCUCUUACUGUUAUGUAAGAAUAAGGCUAUCAAGGAAACUCUGGAACAUCUUAGCUAAUGUUCAAUUUUAUUUUUGCUGGACAGAAAUUGUCUACCUGUAAUUUUGUGUAAGCAUUUCAAUAAACCAUGACUCAGUCAUGACCCUACCAUUUCAUUACUUACUGACACGAAACCACAGCUGCAACUGUCAUGCUGCAUUACAUUUUGUUCGCAUAUCAACACAACUGAGAAUGCAACAGAAAGCUCAAAGAUCAAACCAACAUUUGGUUCCUAUUGACGGAAGGGGAAAACUGUAGAUUUGUUUGGAUCGAUCUUCAACAUUUACGUCUGCACAGGAGAUCAGGUUGCAAUCAGGUUGCAAGUCUUUUAGGAAAAUAUAGUUUAGGAAAGACUAAACAGAAAUGUUGGGUAAGGAGAGGAUGAGACAUUGCAUGGUAGGAACAUAUUACCUGAUGGUGAACUUCACUGAUUUAUGUUCUUCUGUCUCAGUUGGAAUUCAAACGCUUCCAAGCUUGGCUUGUGAGGUCAUCAAAUUAUGUGUCUCCAAGGCAACGACAGGGGUCUGGUUUUGAUCUGCUCAGCACAUGCUGACGGCAAUGAGAACACAUAUUUGGUGUUGACCAUUAGGACCCGAAGAGCUAAAGCUUCAGAUAUCAAUCUUUUGUUGUCCAUUGAUUUAAAACGUUGUUUUGAGACUAAUUUACAUCAAUUGAAAAAAAAAAAAUAAAAAAAUUUAAGCAUAAGAGUGCACAAAUCCUUCAAACAUAAUUACUGUUCAGGAUCAAUAGUUUGUUUUCUUGAGAUUUCAUUAAGGAUUGUUUACCGUGAAUUUUGACAUACUUGAGGAACUGAAGCAUGUUAUCAAUUACAGCCUCCAUUUUUGGAGGGUGGAGUGGACAAGCUGUGAAAUAAUUAACCACAGUGCCCAUAGAUAUCUACUGUUUACACCGUAGUCUCCAAUGAUUAGAAAACUGGAACACACUGCAGUUUUUAUUAUUCAAAGCUCUGCAACAGCCUGCAUUUCACUGUUGUUUAAAUCAACUGCUUUGUGUAGAAUAAUUGUUUCUUCAGGCUUUGAGAAAUGUUGGAGACUUAUCUAAAGCUUUGGAAUGCAUCUCAGUGUACCUAGGCCAUGUCCACACUAAUAUGUUUUCUUUUGAAAAUGCAACUUUUUUACAACGUUUUGGCCUUCCGUCCACACUGAGACUGUGUUUUUGUCCAGCAAAAACAGAGCUUUUUGAAAAUGCUCUCCCAAGUGAAUAAAUUUGAAAACGGCAUCUUCAUGUUGUUGUGUGGACAGGGAAGACAGAGAUAUCUGAAAACAAUGAUGUAUUUGUUGUGAUGUGACGCAGACAUGUGAUCCAUUCAUCCCAAAACAAUCAAGAUGGCGGGCCAUGUUGUAACGCCGUUGUUGUGCCUGUUAUUUACUUUGAUAGUGUUGUUAAAGAUAAAUGUUACUUUGUACAACCUUCAAAAUGCAUUCCUUUAAAGGCGACGGGAAGUUUACUCGGAAUUGUUGUUCGGCGGUGGAACGCGAGGACAAUUGCGUUUCAGAUCGUACAUAGAAUGAAAAGUUUUUGCAUGCACAGUAAGGGUAUUUAAGUGUUUUCAUACAGUACGUUUCAGUGUGGAUGAAAAACUUUUGGAAAAUGCUUGAAAACGGCAGUGUGGACGGAGAGCGUUUCAAAAAACGAAAAUGUUGUUUUUAGAUGUAUCGCAAUUAAUGUGGAUGUAGCGUAAGUUUUUAUCCUGUGACUAAAUACAAGAGUGAAUUUGUGAAUAAAGGAUCAUAAGCACAAAAGUCUUUAAAGAUCGUUUAUCAAAAGAAGGACCUGAAUACCUAAGGUCAAUGUACAAAGGAUUUUAAGAAAGAAUAUUAAGAAGAUGAAAAAAAAAAAAACUUGCUUGUCUUUGUAAUGAUACAAUUAUUCAAUCUGACAACUCAUAAUAAAUUCGUAUAAGAUGGUGAAAUCAUACAGCUUUGUACGACUCCUACGAAAAGGUACGACUUUUAGACCGACCAAUCAUAAACGUUUCUGUUGCCUCGUUCCAAACCCCUAUAU
Myxocyprinus asiaticus (Chinese sucker) is the source of this 4808-nucleotide messenger RNA. RefSeq names its product divergent protein kinase domain 1C-like. The transcript is spliced from 4 exons. The record is from RefSeq and is a predicted model, not a curated record. Lineage: Eukaryota; Metazoa; Chordata; Actinopteri; Cypriniformes; Catostomidae. Bases 532 to 1905 code for a protein of 457 amino acids.